UUUUCAUUGAUGAUAUGUGGGGUAGUAAUUGAGAGCUUUGAUGCUCCACGAAGGAUGUUCAUGUUUGUGUAGCCCUUUUGGAUGUUCACUUUAGUAGUGUUGUUGAUGUUCGCUUUAGUAGGGCUUUUGGAUGUUCACUUUAAUAUUUGACGAUAUGUAUGAAUAUACACCACAAGAGUACAGGACUGGUACGAGGAGAAAAUUGAUUGUCCACAGAAAACGAUCUAGAAUCGGCACCAAAAAAGCCAUUCCAAGAGAAAAAAUCAUAUUAAGCAAUGCUGCACCAUUGGCAGUCCCGGACUCUGAUGAGGAUGACCACGUGCCGCUUGCUAGAAGGAUACGAUUAUACCAACAGCAGCCUCGGCCAGAUGAUGCAGAACAAGCAGAGCCCGUGUGCAAGAGCAAUCAUAAAAGUCCUAUAGAAGAAAACACUAAACACACGGAUAAAUCCCCACACACGCCACAAGCAGCACAUGUCCAGCUCAGUGACUAUGACUUUGACCGCGAAUUCGACAUCUCGAUCGUUCAGUGUCCUAAAUUUGAGGAAGUUCUGAAUAAUGUUAAACAGGGGUGCGAAUCAAAGGCCAUAGUCAUGCAACCCCUACAAACUGUGUUGCCAAACAAAUCAGGCUACCAUACACCGAGUCCAGGGAGGCCUAGCUUUUCACUCGGUUUAACGCAGUUUGAGAAGACUCCAACCCCUUCCCUGAUUCAAUCAAUUCAUCCAAGCCUAAAAAAAAUAAAGUUGGGGGAGAUUAAGGAGAAACAAAUCAGAUCAUGGAUAGUGGACUCGUCCUUGAACGAAAAUCAAGAUUUAGCUAAGUAUGAAGGACGAAACUACAUGGUAUUACAAAGGAAGGACUUCUGGUCCUUGAAACCCCGCAAUUGGGUCAACAGCUGCGUAAUUCAAUGGAUGUGCUACUCUUUCAAUGACAUCGAAUCAUCUAGGUUCAAGCGAGAUUUCUAUUGCAUGUCUCCAGGUAUCUUGCAUCUGGCGUCAUUUAUUGAUGGUGUGAGGCCAAUUUAUGCCGGUCUUAGCCCAAGCUUCGGUGAGGAUACAAGGUUCUUUGACAAAGUAGUGGCAGCAAAGAGAAAAUGGUGGUUAUUUCCUUAUUGUCGGGGAGGUCAUUGGUGGAUAUAUGCAUUUGAGGUGAAUGCGAAGCGAAUAGCUAUACUCGACAGUUUGCAUUCUGCACCAGUACAUGAUGAACGAGAUAAGCUCGAUGCAUAUGUGGGGAGACUGUGUGAGGAUAUGGCAAGCAUUGCUAUUCCUGCCUUCGUUCGGAGUACCUACGGCCCAGCUCGUUCCUACGCCAAGGUCCCAAUGCAACCGAACAACUUUGACUGUGGCAUGUGCGUUAUAAACUAAUGGAAAGGUGGACAGAAGAUCGUGAACUCUACGAAUGGGACGAGGAUUCACUCAGAUCACACCGGAUGGAGUUGAUGCUGGAUAUUAUUUGUGGCCAACACAAUGCAUUGAUUGACCAGCUUAUUUCAUUGUUAGAGGAAAAGGGUAAACCUGUUCGGGGCAAUGCACCACGGAACAAGAAGAAUGACGUUAGUUCACCAUACACUGCACCUAGCACGCGGUCAUUGAUUGAACGUGCGGAAGGAUUACCGAAGGGGGCACUGCGCAAAGGGAGGAAGAAGUUGCUUACUUAGGUUUAGCUCCAGUGAAUUGAACUACCAUAUAGUGAUUAUUUUACUUGCUGAUGAUAUGCUUACGGAUUUAUUUAUGGCACAUUAGAGUUACAUGAUUCCAAGAUGAAUUUUUUUAGGAUCGACAUUAUAAUGAUACGUUGGUUAUGUUACCAUGUAAGGGUCUUUGUUUUUUGGCAGCUUAGC
This is a messenger RNA of Arachis ipaensis, 1845 nucleotides long. The record is from RefSeq and is a predicted model, not a curated record. NCBI's taxonomy places the organism in Eukaryota, Viridiplantae, Streptophyta, Magnoliopsida, Fabales, Fabaceae.